Linum tenue is the source of this 2584-nucleotide messenger RNA. NCBI's taxonomy places the organism in Eukaryota, Viridiplantae, Streptophyta, Magnoliopsida, Malpighiales, Linaceae. The record is from the annotation of a GenBank genome assembly.
GACGAACUUCCCGUUUCCUGCACAGCAGAGCAAAGAGCAAACCCAGAAACCUAAAACCCUGUGGCUGGGAACCAGAAGGAGCUUAAACCCCGAUAGCCGAAGAUGAAGUGAUCCAAAUCGGGCUGUUUAUAAAGUUCCGUUCUCUAUCAUCAUUUUCAUGGUCAAGGCCGGAAAAUGUUGGCUUCAAGGAUUCUUCGAAGCCAUUGUUUCAGAACCCUCUCCGCUCUCCACCUCUCCUCCAAUAAUCCCUCCAGGUUUGCUCGAAAGUUUGUUUCUUUUAUCCAUUUCGUCAUGGGUUGUCGGACUGAUCCUAGGAUUUGAUGAAUUGGGUUUCCUUGGAUUAUACAGAACCAUAGUACUGGCGUUGAAUGAUGUUGGUUCUUCGAGUAUUAGUUCUUCUACAGAUAGUCUCCGGCCUCCGCGUUGAAUUGCUCUGCUUUCGGCAGCGGAUGGUGCCGCGGGAUGUCUACUUCCAAAGGAAGGAGCAUGAGAAGCAAAGUGGAGAGUAGGAUGAGGAAGGAGUCCGGUAAAACGAUGAGGGAGAUAAGGAGAGCUAAGAAAUUGAAGAGAAGCUUAUGACUGAUGAAGAGAGGCUUAUUUACAAUCUCAAAAGAGCUAAGAAGAAAGUGGCAUUGCUCCUCCAAAAGCUGAAGAAAUACGAGCUACCCGAGUUGCCCCCAUCGGUGCAUGAUCCCGAGCUAUUCACGCCGGAGCAGCUUCAGUCGUACAAGAAGAUAGGCUUCAAGAACAAGAACUAUGUCCCUGUCGGUGUUCGUGGAGUGUUUGGAGGAGUGGUGCAGAAUAUGCACAUGCACUGGAAGUUUCAUGAGACUGUGCAGGUGUGUUGUGACAACUUUCCAAGGAAAAGAUCAAAGAGAUGGCCACCAUGAUAGCAAGCUUAGCGGCGGUAUUGUGGUGAAUAUACAUAAUGUGAAGACGAUUAUCAUGUUCCGUGGCAGGAACUAUCGACAACCCAAGAACUUGGAUUCCCUUUAAUACUUUGACAAAGAGGAAGGCAUUAUUCAAGGCAAGAUUUGAGCAAGCACUAGAAUCACAGAAGCUAAACAUCAAGAAGAUAGAGCAACAGCUUCGACGGAUGGGUGUAAAUCCUGAGGAUCCAGUGGCCAUGGCUAGCAUCCAGAGAGUAGCUUCCACGUUUUUCAAUGCAAUUGACAGCAAAGAAGGAAGUCCAUAUGUAUUCAAAGGCGACGAACUCUCAUCACCACAGCCUGCUGAUGAUGAUGCGGAGCAUUCAGAUCAAGGAGCCGAUAGUGAUCAGGAGGAGCUGAACCGCUUUAUAUCUGAGAUAGAGGAUGCUGCUGAUAGAGAAUGGGCUGCUGAAGAAGCAGCUGAGCAAGAAGAGUUUGGCAGGAUUAGGUAUAGGAACAAAGAUGAAAAUGGCGGGAGGCUAAGAUUUGAGAAUAAAGAAGCUUAUGAGGAGGCUGUCAGACAAGGGAAGGUUUGGCGUGACCCACGUGAUGAUCGCAAGAGUGCUGGGAGAGGUGAUGAUGGUGACGAGAGGGAUGGAAUCUCAGAUGAAGAGGAUGAGUGGGAUUCUGACGAUGAUCCCCGAGAUAAUGAUCAUGUUAUAGGUAGAUCACAGAAAAUGAACCAAGAUAGGGGUAGAAGUAUGAGGUAUAGUAACAACGACCGUGUUGAUAGAAGACCUUCUACAACUAAAUUCAACAGGAAGGAAGUUGAAGAAAAAGAAGAGGAUGAGUGGGACCCUGAUGAUGAUUCUCGUGAUACUAAUGGUCGUGUUAUAGCUAGAUCACAGACAAGAAACCAACAUAGGGAUACAAGUACGAGGUAUAAUAACAUCGAUCAUUUUGAUAGAAGACCUGCUGCGAAUAAGCUCAAUAGGAAGGAAGUCGAAGAAAAAGAAGAAGAUUCUGAAUCUGACGACAUGCUGAGUGAUCUCGACAAUGCGAUGUGGAAUUCAGACGAAGAAGAAGAUGAAAUUGGGGCAUCGAAGAAGAAAGUGCCUCCAGGCCGCAGUUUUAGAAGCAGCAGUAGUGGAGAAGAGGAUGAUGAAGAGGAUUCUCGUGGCAAGUUGAGAACAGCUCGAGGUGCAAGAGUGAGUCAAGGAAGAUUCAGCACAAGGACAAGUGAGUCCCGAGCAAGUUGCAGAAGGGAACCAGCUGCUGAUGGAGAUUCUGGUUCAGAAGAUGUGGGCUUCCCAAUGUGGCAAUCGGACUCGGACGAUGAACUCAAUCCAAAUGAAGGCAGCAAACUCGGCUUCAAUCACACGGAUGAAACUAAGGAGCAUGGGAAGCAAGGGGGGAAGAAGGUGAAGACGGUGAAAGAAAUGGACGAACUUUGGGACAGUGACUGAGUCAUCUGCAGCAAUUCCAAGCUAUUGAUUUAGUAGCCAGAAGCAACCAAACCCCUCCUCGCCAUUCUGUGGCAGAACAUAUUGUGAUUCAUUGUUAUUGUUAAAAAGCUGUAAUCUUGUUCGUUGAUUCAAAUCGAAGUCGUAUCAUGUCAGAUUAGCAGCAGCAGCAGCAGAAAGCUGACUUCUGCAACAGUUUUGUAUACCCCCAGGCCCCAUGAUUGAAAAUAGACGCAUAUUAUGUUGACGGAU